This is a messenger RNA of Hippocampus comes (tiger tail seahorse), 2148 nucleotides long. RefSeq names its product sphingosine kinase 1. Gene Ontology annotation, biological process: sphingosine biosynthetic process; phosphorylation; negative regulation of apoptotic process. The record is from RefSeq and is a predicted model, not a curated record. Lineage: Eukaryota; Metazoa; Chordata; Actinopteri; Syngnathiformes; Syngnathidae. The coding region runs from base 363 to 2063 and encodes 566 amino acids. The transcript has 5 exons. Gene Ontology annotation, cellular component: membrane; cytoplasm; intracellular membrane-bounded organelle.
ACCAACAUCACAUCUUUUUCGCGUAAUAAAGUUGUGCGUGAAGUGCGCAUAAGUUUAAGUGUGAAGUUAACAAGAACGACUCCCAAAAACCCUGACAAAUGUGUCUCUUCAGAAUAACAGUGCACUAAGGCUGUUAAAUUGGUUCGCCGUUGUUUCUUAAGAGCGAGACAUUGUUAUACUAGAAACAACAGCGAGGUUAAAAACGUGAUCACUGUAGCGUGAUCCUCGCUUGGACAAAUUUGUCCAAAUAUCGGAAUGGUUUGAGAAUUGACAGACAGAUUCCUCUUAUUGUGAAGUUCAACCGGAUUUAGUACCAGUCACUCCAGUUGUUUUACAGUAGUUGGACCGGUGGCAGCUGUCCGAUGUCCCGGAGUGUUCCCUGGCCUCGGGGCGAUGUGACCGUGAGGCCACCACUGUGUCCGGACUGCCGCGUCCAGGUCAGGAUGGACCUGAAGAGAGCCGAACAUGGUCACAACAUGAACACGCUGUACGGGGAAUUCACGGCCACCGGUAACCAAAAGGUCAGGUGCGCCGUGAGCCUGACUGACAGGGAGCUCGUCGUCCAGCGGCUCACCUCGAUACCUGCGGGCCGGAACCGAGUGGUCCUCAGCCUGAAGGACUGCGUCGGAUGCCGGGCGUACCGGGAAGAUGACAACGCGGACUCGGCGGCUUACCUGUCCGCCUAUUUUUACCCGUUUAAGCGGCGUUGGGUAGGCUCCGGGUUCUCGAGGCAGAGAGUGGAACAGUGCUUCCGUCUCGCCGCGCUCCAGGACCCGCGAGCCAACCUCGACGAGGCAGAGAAGUGGGCUCGCGCCGUCCGGGAGCGCUCGAACCGGUGUCAGCACCAUCGAGACGCAGGGGUGCCGCCGAGUGAGCUGUCGCAUCCAUGCCGGAUGAUGCUGCUGGUAAAUCCACACAGCGGGAAAGGACAGGCGCUCGUGCUCUACAACAACCACGUCCAGCGGAUGCUCAACGAGGCCGGCGUGCUGCACACGCUGGUCGUCACCGAACGUCAGAAUCAUGCCCGCGAGUUGGUGAGGGAGGCUGACCUGUCCCAGUGGGACGCUCUGGUCAUCAUGUCAGGAGACGGCCUUCUGUUUGAGGUGAUUAAUGGUCUCCUGGACAGAUCAGACUGGAAGGAGGCGAUCCGAACACCUCUUGGUAUACUUCCUGGCGGCUCAGGCAAUGCCUUGGCUGCGUCCAUACAUCACUACGCAGGUGCCUCGUUGGUGUCCAGUGAGGAGCUCCUGGUCAGCUGUGGCUUCCUUCUUUGUAAAGGUGUGGUGUCCCGCAUGGAUCUGGUCUCGGUACACCUCUUCUCGGGCACUCGCCUCUUCUCCUUCCUCUCGCUGGCGUGGGGCUUCGUGGCCGACGUGGACAUUGAGAGCGAGAAGUACCGUCACGUCGGAGCAGCUCGCUUCACCGUGGGCACUCUGGUGAGGUUGGCGUCUCUUCGCGUCUACAAGGGCAAGCUGGCCUACUUGCCCCUGGAGGCAGAUUGCAACCGGAUGGGAUCCAGAAAUAGCAACAAUCACAGCGCCACCUUGCACAACUCCAGAGACUCUCCUUUGCAGAACUCUUUCCACAACUCCUGUCACUCCAACAACUCCCUCAAGGCGAGGAGAUUCGAGCGUUUACGCAGCUCCAGCAAAACUCAGACGGGCCUGUGGAACUCUGUGCUCCCGCGGCUGGAGGAGCCUCUCCCAGGGAACUGGGUGGUGGUCCCAGAAGAAGACUUUGUCCUGGUGCUGGCCAUGUACCAGUCCCACCUGGCCGAGGACCUGCUGGCUGCACCGGACGCCACCCUGGACGACGGCGUCAUUCAUUUGUUCUACGUCAAAGCAGGAAUAUCCCGCGCCGCGCUGCUCAGGCUCUUCCUCGCCAUGGAAAAGGGCGCACACGUGACGUCCAGCUGUGCACAUCUGGUGCACACCAAAGUGCGGGCGCUCAGGAUGGAGCCAUAUUCUCCCAAAGGGAUUAUAACCGUGGAUGGAGAGGUGGUGGAAUAUGGGCCAGUGCAAGCAGAGGUGCACCAGGGCCUCGCUAGACUCAUCAGUGCAUGAACUUGAAUGACCUGACACUUAUAUACGCAUACGCACACACACACACACACACACACACACACACACACACACACACACACACACA